UCUGUUCAAAGCAAACAAUAAGCCGCUUAUGUAUAUUUGUUCAAUGAAGUGAAUUUGUAGCGAAGUAAUACCUAAAGCAUCUUUGUCAGAGUAUUUUAGACAAUAUUUUAAUUAAAAAUCAAUUUAGAUAAAAUUACUUGUUACUCAGAUUAAAAUAGUCAACUAUUAAAAUGGUUGAUUACAGCAAAUGGAAAGAUAUUGAGAUUUCAGAUGAUGAAGAUGAUACUCAUCCAAACAUUGAUACCCCAUCAUUAUUCCGAUGGAGGCAUCAAGCCCGAUUAGAAAGAAUGGAAGAACGUAAAAAGGAACAAGAAGAAUUCGAAAGAAUGAAGGCUGAAACAUUGAAGAAACUUGAAGAGACUAAACAGAAAAUUGCAACCUUAGAAAAAGAACAACCAAACACUUCAGACCUAAAUGUUUUAAGAAAAACACUUCAAGAAUUAGAGUUAGAAGAGCUAAAGAAAGUUAAAGCCAGAGAAGAAGAAUUGAAGAAAAAAGAAAAAUUAACACCAUGGAACGUUGAUACAAUUGGGCAUGCUGGGUUUACCAAAACAGUUAUCAACACAAAACCACGUAGACAAGAUGAUGAUUCAAAUUUACCAGAUGAGGUUCGAGAACAAAAAAUGAAAGAUUUUGUUAAAGCUAAUGAAAAAUCUUUGAAGAAAUUUGGAAUGUUAAGAAGAUAUGAUGAUAGUAAACAAUAUUUAUUAGAAAAUCCUCAUUUAGUUUGUGACAAUACUGCAAAUUACUUAGUAAUAUGGUGUAUAAAUCUAGAAAUGGAGGAGAAACACACGUUAAUGGAGCACGUUGCGCACCAGUGUAUAUGUAUGCAAUACAUUCUAGAAUUAUCGAAACAAUUAGAUGUUGAUCCAAGAGCUUGUGUGGGAUCAUUCUUCAGCAGGAUCCAAGUAGCCGAUGUAGAGUAUAAAAAAUCAUUUGAUGAUGAACUUGAGGCAUUUAAACAGCGAAUUCGCAAAAGAGCAGCAGAGAAAGUGGAAGAAGCUCUAAAAGAGGCUGAAGAACAGGAACGAAAACAACGGCUUGGACCAGGGGGACUCGAUCCUGUAGAAGUUUUUGAAAGUUUACCGGAGCCUUUACAAAAGUGUUUCGAAACGCAAGAUAUUCCUUUACUACAACAGACAAUAGCUGCAAUGCCAGAAGAAGAGGCUAAAUAUCAUAUGAAACGGUGCAUUGACAGUGGACUCUGGGUACCAGAUGCUAAAUCCAAACAAAAAGCUUUUGAGGGACAAGAAGAUGCAAAGAGUGAUGAGAUGAAUUCUACUGGUUCAACCGAUGUUCCUGAUACUGAUUAAUUAAUCUACUGAAAUUAAAAAUCAACAAUUGAGUUUCUCGGACCAUCAUUUUAUUACAAUUCCUUCUCAUCAAGUUACGCAUGCGUUCGCGGCAGUGUCGUACAUUAGAACGAACGUACAAGCAUAAUAACGAUGUGUUAUAGGGCACGACCAUAGAUGUAGAAUCUACAUUGUAGAUACAUAGAAAACUAUUCUAUAAAAAUAAAAUAUAUUUCUUUUUCUGAACUUGUUCCGUGAAUUGAUAGAACGCGAUGGCCUUUGGCAUAGUUGAUAUUCGUGUUCUAUCAUUACUUUUUAUUGUUACAUAUUAUAAAAUUGAUAUUAACUAUCAAACAGUUUUCUAUAUUUGUAAAUAAAAUAAAAGUAAUGCUAAUUUCUACGUAA
Chelonus insularis is the source of this 1697-nucleotide messenger RNA. RefSeq names its product cell division cycle protein 37 (gene Cdc37). The record is from RefSeq and is a predicted model, not a curated record. Lineage: Eukaryota; Metazoa; Arthropoda; Insecta; Hymenoptera; Braconidae. Gene Ontology annotation, cellular component: cytoplasm. The transcript is spliced from 6 exons. Gene Ontology annotation, molecular function: protein kinase binding; heat shock protein binding; protein-folding chaperone binding. Gene Ontology annotation, biological process: protein stabilization; protein folding. Bases 171 to 1313 code for a protein of 380 amino acids.